AUGCAUAUACCGCAAUUAUUAUCCCUCCCGCCCGCCAUCAUCGCGCUGCUGUUAGCCACAGCAUCGUCCGCCGAACCGCAAUGGCCGCACAACGUACCGAAGCAUUUGAAGUACUUUCCCGAGGACGAACAACACGCCAGGAGAUCGCUGGAUAUAUACGAAAAGCUGCAAAAUGAGAAGCCUAUUGGGGUGAAGAAAAUGAGCCUGGACGAAGGCGAGAUGUUCAUGUUGGAAAACUGGAUAUUCGCCUCGGAUGUCCAAGGUUCGACGCCAGGGCAACCAGACAUCAUGGAUCUUGAAAAUGGCACUCUGCGAAUGCGGUCGCCAUUGCGGCCAGUUGCCGAGGAAGACUUUUUGGCGCGACUACAUAUAAGGGACCUGCUAUUGAAGAGGCAAUUCGCGUGUCCAGAAGGAACGAGGAAUUGUGCUUCGGUCGGUGCACCUGAUGUAUGUUGUGGGUCUACAAGCACAUGCAUCAAUGUGGAUAGUAGUACAGACGUUGGAUCUGUGGGAUGUUGUCUCGAAGGUCAGACAUGUGCUGGGUCUGUUCACCGAAUGGUGGAUGUUGCCUGCCUGGCUUUCAAUGCCUUGGAAUCGGCUUCAGGUGUCGCUGGAGGUACAUCAACGGCCUAUGUUCAACCAUCCACAACGUCCAAUUCUGCCAGCGCCACUCCACCAUCCUCAACACCCGACGUUAUAGUCCCAACCACAACUUCCACGUCCUCAACGACUACACCCACACCAACUCCAUCCUCAUCCUCCUCCUAUGUCUGCUCUACAGGCUGGUUCUCCUGCGCGGCCAGCCUGGGCGGCGGCUGCUGCCAGAACGGCCGCACUUGCGCAACAGGCGCCUCUUGCAUUGGAGACGAACCUACCAGCGCUCAAGCACCAUCCGCCCCCGUCCGCCCAACCAGCGGCGCGAUGAUUACUACAGAAUCCGCACAGCCAUCCAACGACGUCUGUCCUAGCGGCUUCUAUGUCUGCAGCGCAUACUACCCCUCUGGCUGCUGCCGCGUUGGUCGCGAUUGUCAGACCACGGGCUCCUGCGUGCUGCCCACCGACACAAUACUAAACACGAAUGGAGUAGUUGUUGUAGCGCCGACAGGCGCGGGUGUAGCGACAACAGCCGCGGGGCAGGGCGGAUCUUGUCCAAGUGCGUGGUAUAGUUGUCCUGCGAAUCGGGGUGGGAAUUGCUGUCCUGAUGGGUUUGAGUGUGGAGAGCAAUGCACGGCUACUGCAUCGGGCGAGACGGGCGUUCAGGCAAAGGUCGCGCCUAGUACAGCGUCAUUUGUAUCGCAGGGGACGAUUUGGGGGAUGACGUUGUACUUCCUCAUAGCGUUCAUCGCCGUUGGAAACAGCUUCCUAAUCUUGGCGGUCAUAUUAGUCGCUGAUUGCAUGUCAAUCUCAGGCCAUUUCUCCAGAUGUUCUUCACAGGUCUCGGGCUGGAAGAAGACACUCAGAUCGUGA
Molecule: messenger RNA, 1467 nt
Organism: Plenodomus lingam JN3
Lineage: Eukaryota; Fungi; Ascomycota; Dothideomycetes; Pleosporales; Leptosphaeriaceae
Source: RefSeq, a predicted model, not a curated record